CCUCAACCUUCGACUGGACGAUCAUACAAACGUGUCUUUGGUUUCUUUUAUAUUUCUUUGGCUAAAUUUUGCUAUUUUCUUUUACACAUUCUCGCUUGAAGAUACUAGUAACCACAAGUGGUAUCUCUCUAACAUUUGGAAGCAUUUUCUUUCGAAACUGGUCUUUCUAACGCUUUCAAAAUCGCGCUCGUUUGUUCGAACCAAGGCGACAAGAUGCAACCGGCACAGAAGAAAACUGAGACAAACCACUAUUUUGGCAAGGUAAUUUAUACGUUUAUUACAACUGUUCCUUCUUGAUUUCAAAGCGAAAACUUCAGAGUAUAUUUGAUUUCCACAGGAGGUCGGAAACGUGCAAAACAACGCACCACAACGCGUUGUAAAAACCGGUGAAGAUGCCGCAGUUGCUCGACCAAAAGAUAAGGAAAAUUGCCAAGGAAAAAACGAUCAGAAAGUUUGGAAACUUGCUGAUUUUGAUAUUGGUAAACCACUUGGAAAAGGUACGAAUACCAGAUCACCGUUUACGAUCAUAAAAUCGUAGAAUCCACAAUUUAUAGACAUUUUAAUAAGCCAAACCUUUAUACUGUAAAAUAUUUUCAAAUAUCAGAAAUCACAAUAGUGUUUUAUACAAACAACUGUAUGUACAUUUUUUGCGUUCAAUUUAUCUUCCAUCCUUAAUGGAGUGCCUUUGACCCAAAUUUUAUAAUGAGACUCUGAGUAUAGCUACCCAAUUUUGCACAUGGAAAUUACUGUAAUAUAUACUGUAAUUUUAAAACAUCAGAACUGAUUUUUACUCGACAAGACUCAGAGCCUUGCAAGACUUUGCAGAAAUCUUGUCCUCUAUUUGCAGGGCCGAUUGUCGAGCUCAUAAUUGUAUCAGAAUUUGAUCGCCCUUGUAUUUGUUCAUUUUUCUAGGAAAAUUUGGCAACGUUUAUCUUGCUCGAGAAAAAGUUAGCCGAUACAUUGUUGCUUUGAAAGUAAGGGGUCAUGUUAAUUUAAUCCAUGGCCAUUAAAUGCCAGCACUCUCCCCUUGACAAAUGAAAUUGUCUGGUGUUAGACAGAGUAAAGUAAUAAAGUAGGGCGCAAUGCAACUUAAGCGGCCCUGCAUUAUUAUUUACUCAGUCUAAUGCCAGACGAUUUUACUCGUCAAGGAAGGGUGCUGGCAUUUAAAUUAAUGGGUUAAAUUCUUCCUAUGCCGACCAUACAUUUCAAGAUUAACUACAAUAUAAUAUUAAACAUGAUUAUCUACAUUUAAAUUUCUAAAAAAUUCUGCAUAUUGUAUUCCGUAGGUGUUGUUUAAAAGUCAGUUGCAAAAAUCACAAGUUGAACAUCAGCUACGAAGGGAGAUAGAAAUUCAAUCACAUUUAAGGUACAAAUUGUUGUGGAAGUGUUUUACGCACACAUAAAUCUCACGUCUUGUAACAAGUAUGGAACACAGUUGUAACAACCUUGUUGAUAUUAUCAGACUUGUUACAAGGUUGUUCCAACAACUCCGAUACAGUCAUGAUGUAACAAUAUUGUUACAACCUUGUGUUGUCAACCUUGUAACAUUCCUGUUAUAUCAUGACUGUAUCAGACUUGUUAGAACAACCUUGUAACAAGUCUGAUAAUGCCAUCAAGCUUGUUACAAGUUGUUAACAGCUUAUUACAAACUUGUUACAACAACUGGGAACAAGCAGUGCGAACACAACUUGUUGACAGCUUGUGAACAGAUUUGUAACAACUUGUUUGCAAACCUGUAACAACUUGAAUGUGCAUUUUUAUGUGUGUACAUGAAGGGCUUGGACCUUCUAAAAGAAAUCCCACAUGCUAUUUGAAAUUGAUAUUGAAACUUGACAGUUUUCUUUGAAUUUCUAACAGACACCCUAACAUUUUACGAUUGUAUGGCUAUUUCUACGAUAGCACUCGAGUAUACCUCAUUCUUGAGUUUGCGCCAUGCGGAGAGCUGUACAAAGAAUUGACAAAAAAUAAAUAUUUCGAUGAAAAAAGAGCUGCUAAAGUAAGUCUAGAUUUAAUUAUCGUUGCAACUACAAUGAAUUAUUAUAAUGGAUUUGAUCAUUUGAAUUAAUUUUAUAUAACAUAACAUGAUUGUUGGUUUAGUACAUAGCACAACUUGCAGACGCGCUAAAAUACUGUCACGAAAAGAAGGUCAUUCAUCGCGAUAUUAAACCAGAAAAUCUCUUAUUAGGAUCGAAGGUACAUAUUUAUAAUAAAUAUAUAUUUGAUAAUCUGCCUUAGAAUGGCAACUUGCACAUCACAUAGUAAGUUAAGUUUUAAAAACUUCUUAAAACUUUGUUUCAUUUUACAGGGAGAUCUGAAAAUUGCUGACUUCGGUUGGUCUGUACAUGCGCCCUCGUCAAGGUAAUCUUAUCUGUAAAAAUUUGUGGCAUAUGAUUGUCUGUGGUGUCACCGUGUCACUGUAUUAAACUGGUUCGCAUAACUGAUAUUUUAUUGUAAUUUCUGUGUAGACGGACGACGCUUUGCGGCACUCUAGAUUAUCUUCCUCCCGAAAUGAUCGAAGGACAGGAACAUGAUGAAAAGGUACAUGUUUACUUUUCAGUUUGGGUACUUUGUUUGCUUGUUUACCUUGCUUGUAUAAUUAUAUUGUUUGUUUACUUGCAUGUGUAUGUUUAUUUAUUUUGCUUGCUUGUUUAUACCAGUUGCUAAUUAUUUAUUUAUUUGUUUACAAGUUUUUUUCCUUUAUGUGUUUAUGACAGGUGGACCUAUGGAGUCUGGGUGUACUUUGUUAUGAAUUCCUGGUUGGUAAACCUCCAUUCGAAGCCGAGGGUCAUUCAGAAACCUACAGGCGUAUCUCGCGGGUGAGCAGACUUUCAGUUACACAUGCAAAAAUCUUGUGGCAAGUCUGCCAACAAGCCGUCAAUAAGUUGUGUUCGCACUGCUUGUCCCAAGUUGUCAACAAGUUUGGAGCAAGCUGUUAACAACUUGUAACAACCUUGUUGAUAUUAUCAGACUUGUUGCAAGGUUGUUCCAACAAGUACGAUGCAGUCAUGAUAUAACAAUACUGUUACAACCUUAUGUGGUCAUCCUUUGCAACAUUCUUGUUAUACAAACUUGUUCCAACAACUGGGAACAAGCAGUGCGAACGCAACUUAUCGACAGCUUGUGGACAGAUUUGUAUUAAACAACUUGUUUGCAGACCUGUAACAACUUGUGCGUUUUUACGUAUGUAGUCUUUCGGUGACUACAUGCCGAUUUCUUUCCAGAAGAUUUCUCAUCAUCUUUCGUGUUCUUGCAGGUUGAUCUACGUUUUCCGUCGUAUAUUUCGCCACUUGCUCGCGAUCUCGUAACAAAGGUAAGUCAUAAUUAAAGUUACUUAUUUUGUUUAAAUUAAGUAAAGCGCAUGCAGGGCCCGCGGAGUGUAUUAGAGAGUGGGGGGGCUAAAGGGUGAGGUUUAAUUAAUUUAGAAAGUUUCAUUUAGAUUUCUAUUUUAAUAAUUUUGGCUGUCAAAAAAAGUGGGAGGGCUAAAGCCCCCCCAGCCCCCCCGUCUCCGCGGUCCCUGGCAUGCACAAUGCCUAAACGCCUUUAUAGACCGAGGGCGGAACCGGCGGAUCUAGCUUCGUCUGCAAGGAGGGGUGCAGGUUUUCCAUGGGUUGGUCAUGUUGAGCCGAAAGUGGUGCAUAUUUUUUUCGCGCGUAAUACUAAAAUACUCGAAAUUUGCUAAAAAAAAUUUCGCAUGGCUAUAUUUUCUGUACUUUACAACAUUUCGCAACCAAACUUUGCAGAUUAUUAUAAUACUAAUCUUCGGAUGCUCUUAAAUUGAGCUAAAAUGGCUGGAAUCAUCUAAUAAGCUACUGUACGGCUCGGACCAUAUACAAACGGGAGAAAAACAGGCAUGGCACGUUAGUUUUCGUCAGGGCAAGGUCACUGUAUGUCAGUUCACCUAUUCAUUUAUUCAACCACAACCCUAUUCUUAAUUUUUCACUAGUUACUUCAAAAGAGGCCCAGAGACAGGCUGGAACUUGCUGGAGUACUUGAACACCCUUGGAUUAAACAACACGUCGAUCUCAGCAAGCUGACAACUCAAAAAACAACGUAACAAUACUGAUAGAUUUAAUUAUUGUAUAUAAUAAUUAUGGACUUCUUCACAUUGUGUUUGAGGAAUUCACCGAAAUGACUUGCGCCUAAAAUGUUAUAUUAAAAUCGAUAUUCUUGCGCUCUAAAACAGUUAGAUAUUUUGUAUCAUCUUGUAAACUUUCGAAAGAACAUCUUUUAAGAGUUUAAAUUGCAACUUCAGCUGGAAAUUGAGGAAUGUCACCAAAAAAGAACAUUCUAAAACCGAACUUGGUGCCUUGUAAUGAAAUCAGUUUGUUGGCCUCUGUAAAUAAAAUUUGUAAUAAAAAGUAGCAAUUCCUAACGACUGGUCUUGAUUUUUGUUGAAUCCUGGUUUGUUCACCUUCAGGAAACAUGGCUAGGAAACGAUGUUUCCUGGUUUGUCCACGUUCAGGAAACAUGGCUAGGAAACAAUGUUUCCUGGUUUGUCCACCUUCAGGAAACAUGGCUAGGAAACAAUGUUUCCUGGUUUGUCCACCUUCAGGAAACAUGGC
This is a messenger RNA of Paramuricea clavata, 4562 nucleotides long. NCBI's taxonomy places the organism in Eukaryota, Metazoa, Cnidaria, Anthozoa, Malacalcyonacea, Plexauridae. The record is from the annotation of a GenBank genome assembly.